Messenger RNA from Momordica charantia (bitter melon), 1779 nucleotides. RefSeq names its product amidase 1 (gene AMI1). The record is from RefSeq and is a predicted model, not a curated record. NCBI's taxonomy places the organism in Eukaryota, Viridiplantae, Streptophyta, Magnoliopsida, Cucurbitales, Cucurbitaceae.
ACUCUGAUCCAUUCUUUAAGUCUUAUCUUCUCUCUGCAGCAUUGACGAUUGAUCCUUAUUCUUCUCACAUUGCCCUAACUUCCCCUUCCACUCUGCAAUUUCCGACCAUUGCAUCAGUUUUUGCGGAGUCGAAUUCUGAUUAUAUUUGGAGAAGAACGAGGGCCAUUUCAGGUUUGGCCAUGGCCGUUCAGGAUCAUGGAGCUUUCGUGGAGAAAUUCCUCCUGCAACCGAGCUCCCCCUCCGAUGAACUUCCCUUAGCUGGCCUCACUUUCGCCGUCAAAGACAUAUUUGAUAUGGAUGGAUAUGUAACUGGCUUUGGAAAUCCUGAAUGGGCAAGGACUCAUCCACCUGCCAAUCAGACAGCCCCAACCGUGUCGACCAUCCUAAGAGGAGGAGCCACAUGCAUUGGCAGGACUGUCAUGGAUGAAAUGGCCUACAGUAUAAAUGGGGAAAACAUUCAUUAUGGCACACCCCAAAACCCAUAUGCAUUAGACCGGAUACCUGGAGGAUCUUCCAGUGGCUCUGCUGUUGCUGUUGGUGCAAAGCUUGUAGAUUUCUCCUUAGGAACUGAUACUGGAGGUAGUAUAAGAGUGCCUGCAUCCUAUUGUGGAAUUCUCGGAUUUCGGCCUUCACAUGGGGCAGUCUCUACCUCUGGAGUAAUACCUAUGUCACAGAGCUUUGAUACAGUAGGAUGGUUUGCAAGGGAUCUGGCUGUAUUCAAACGAGUGGGUCGGUUGCUGCUGCAACAGUCGGAGGUUGAACUAAUCAGGCCUACGCAGGUGCUCAUUGCAGAAGAUUGUUUCAAGCUCUCGAGCAUUCCUAGUAAACGAUUGACACAAGCUUUUGUUAAUUCCGUAAAGAAGUUAUUUGGUGGCCAUCUUAUAAAGGAAAUUAGCCUUGGGAAUUAUGUUGACGAAAGAGUUCCAAGUUUGAAGCAUUUCAUGAUUGAAGAAAAUGCAGCCCAUAAGCAUAGCAUACCAUCCUUGGCAGCCUUAGCAAGAUCGAUGCAGUUGCUUCAGAGGUAUGAAUUCAAAACCAAUCACGAAGAAUGGAUUAGGACUUGCAAUCCUCAUUUUGGUCCGGGAAUAUCAGAACGAAUAUCAGAUGCCAUGAAGACAACAGAUGAAAAUACUGAUUUGAGUCGCUCCAUUAAAACCGAACUGCGGGAAGCUCUCGCUGCUCUUCUUGAAGAUUUUGGGGUCCUUGCUAUUCCAACAGUCCCAGGCCCCCCUCCAAAACUAAACACCAACAUAUCGGAACUACACGAUUUUCGUUCCAAGGCUUUCAGCUUGCUCUCCAUUGCUGGAGUCUCUGGAUUCUGCCAGGUUAACAUCCCUCUAGGCUUGUACAAUGGUCUUCCUGUAUCAAUAUCUUUGCUGGCAAAACAUGGUGCAGAUGGGUUUUUGCUCAAUGUUGUUGAGACUAUUUACAACACUCUAAAAGAAGAGGUUAGCUGCUAAGAAAGACAAAAGGAGGCUAAAAAAAAACUACCUUGAUGUCUACAAAAUGCUGUCCUUUUUUCAGGUUGAAAGAACAGGAACACGUGAAAAGCAGGUACUUUACCAUCUACUCAAAGCAUAUUGACAUGUUUUCCUUUUUCUAGCAAUAAAUAAAUUUUUAAGUUUAUUGCUCCAUGAGUUAUUCGAUCUUCCAUUGUCACAUGUAUCCUCUGUAUAGUUGUUGAUGAUGAAGAUCCUGAUGACGAUAUUUCAUUGCUUUCUCGUAUUUUGUUUCUAACGUUUUGAACUUCACUUGAAGAGUUAGACCUCGAUAUUUCUA